Acanthosepion pharaonis is the source of this 780-nucleotide messenger RNA. NCBI's taxonomy places the organism in Eukaryota, Metazoa, Mollusca, Cephalopoda, Sepiida, Sepiidae. The record is from the annotation of a GenBank genome assembly.
AUGGCGUCAAACGAUAUUGGUGAAUGGUACAGAAGCAUUCCGCAAAUCACGAAAUAUUGGUUUACUGGCUCCGUAGUCUUGCCUCUGAUUGCUAGGUUCGGUUUAAUUUCUCCCUUAUGGCUAAUUUUGCGGUACGACUUCGUCGUUUACAAUUUCCAGUUAUGGCGGAUAUUUACUUCUGUAUUGUAUUACCCCAUCUCCGGUUCGAGAGGAUUUCAUUAUUUGCUUAGUCUUUACUUCUUGUAUUCUUAUUCAGUUCGAUUAGAAACAGGUAUCUUUGAUGGCCGCCCUGCUGAUUAUGUUUUUAUGCUGUUGUUCAAUCUCACCUGCUUGGUUAUCAUUGGAUUUAUUGCUCCUCUCAUGCUUCUUAUGGAUCCAAUGGUCCUUAGUGUGUUGUACAUCUGGUGUCAGCUAAACAAGGAUACAGUGGUGACCUUUUGGUUUGGUUCACAGUUUAAAGCGAUGUAUCUUCCGUGGGUGCUGCUGGCAUUCAACCUUGUCAUUGGUGAUGGUGGACUCUUUGAAUUGAUUGGCAUCCUGGUUGGCCACCUCUACUUCUUCCUGAUGUUCAAAUACCCACUGGACUUUGGUGGUGCUCGCUUGCUCAGCACUCCACAGUUUCUGUACAAAUACUUCCCAAAUCGUCGAGGAGGCACUUCUGGAUUUGGAAUGUCACAACCAAAUCGGCCACAACCCGAGGAUGACAACCGUGGUGGGGUGCAUACUUUCUUUCUUUCUCUCUCUCUCUCUCUCUCGCUUUCUCUCUCUCUCUCUCUCUAA